CAGGACGCACGCGUGCUGGGAAGGAGGAUAGUGGCAGAAAGAAAGGGGUGAAAGAAGGAGAGAGUGAAAGAGAGGGGGUUAGGGGGUGACAAAGGACAAGACAGAGAGUAGGACAGAGAAGGAGGCUGCAGCCCAGUGUAGCAGAUUGCCAUGUUCUGACAAUGGGGGUUUGCAAGGAGCAGCAGAACCAAAACAGGACACGGCUCAGCUGUAUGUUGGAUCAAUAAACGGUAGAUGAGUUCAGACUUCAGGCGAUGGAGUGGAAACCUUAUUAUUAAGAGGCACUGCUCGGCCGAACCGACUGCAUACUGAGUCCAGAGUUUGGAAUUUCUAAGAACUGACAUUACAAGGAUAAAGUCUCUCCAAUCCUUGGGAACCUACAGAAACUUGGAGUAAUGCAAACUUGAAGCUGGACUGCAUCAAUAUUCAGACGGACAAAAUGAUGCGAAAAGCGCUGUCCCUUCCUUGACUUCUCAGACCUUUUAAGUGAGCCAAAAAAAAAAAAAGGGAUGGGGAGGCGAGCGGCUGACCUGACGACGCCGGUUCCGGUGUUGGGUGUCCCCGCCUCCGUAGGGGUGCGGAGUUGGAAGACGACAGGAGGAGACAGAAGCGGAGGAGUGCUGCUGCAGACUUGGGGACAGUGCAGCAUCGGCAUUCAGACGUCUCCUGGGAUUAGCAGACCACUUGUUCAGCUACCUGAUAGCGUCUCAAACAAUGUUACUCAAACAUCUAACACAUGUGCCGCCAAGGAAACCAGGGCCAUAUCGCUUCACGUGAAGAGUGACAACGAGAAAAGGGCUAUUUUAAGGCAGAAAACUGAGGAAACCAAGAUCAAAAAGGAAGUGACUUUCAAAGCACUCGGAGGUGUCGGUUCAAAGGAUGUCGCCGGCUGUCAGAAGAGAAGUGGUGGGACGUACUGCUAUGCCAGGGCAAUUAAAACCAAUCCCCUCAUUGCGGGCGCCGCCAGCAGCGGCAGACCCAGACUCAAGUCUUCCACCCGUUACAUCAACGGGAGCGUGGUGGAUUCCGAGGCAAUCGGCGGGAUYAUCGAAGUCAAAGACGACGCGGAGCCCUCGAAGGCCGCGGCUUCCAGCGGAACGGUCUCCCGCCAUCUUUGCGCAGACCAGUCGAAAAAGGCGUGCAACCAAUGUGGCGGGAAGCAGUGUGUGAUAUCCAGAGGCGCCCUCCCGGGGGACCCCGCUUCCGAAGCUCUCUUUGGGGAGAAGGCAUCCAAGCCAGCCCUCGCAUCUCUGUUUACAGCCACACAUUUAAAACUCCYKCAUACACUGAAACCAAACCAGCUAAACUCUCAGAGCAGCGGAGUAAAAAACACRCAGAUUGCAAGCAACCCACACUUGUAUUACAUUAAUGAAGAGAUAACAUAUCAACGAACACCACACCCUGCAUGUCCGGUGCAUUCCAGAGUUGGUCCAGGAUCUCUACAUGCUUCAAGCGACGUGGCAUCCGUCCAACCGGAAGCCAUUCUCCACACUAAAACUGUUACGGUUGCUAAAGCCAGAAUUGAAAGCAGGCAGGAGAAUUCGGCAACAAACUGUUUCGCAAAACCCAACCAGGACAACAAAAUCUCCCUCCUUUCAAGUUUUUGCUCCAUGCCUCAAAUGGCCACGGCAACCAAAACCUUUCAAGCUUCCCCUCAGCGCCUCAAGACAUCGCCUCACCGUUACCUACAAGAUAAUAUUACUCAAAAUGUAUGUGUCUCUGUGCACGCCGUGCCCGAGUGUCCACCUUUAUCUUUGUACACUGUAGCCAUGGGAACCCAAAGAACAUCCAGUCCGGUUGCACAAGCAACUUUUARUCUGGAGAGGAUGUGUCCGCAUAGUAAUGCCAGUCCUGCGCCAGAAGCCUUGCGCUCAACACACAAAGCACAAAUUCUUGAAUCAGACCCUUCUUCACAUCUCACAAUGUCGGCGAUGUCAUAAAAGUGGACUGGACCUGAGAAACUGCUCGACCUGCCAGAAGACYGCUUGUAUUGUGUACAGUGUUGAGUACGACUUCAGGCAGCAGGAGCGACUCUUCUUGGAGGUUCUGAAUCACUCACCGGGUGACAGCAGCGGUUUUCCCGYACAUCUGGCGGAGCCUUUAAACCUCGGACUCCUCCGGAAYGCCAUCUUUAAGAACCUCACAAAGACAAAGUUGAAGAGCAAAAAGCUGUGUAGGACUCUGCUCAAGUGGAUUCCAAGAAAAAAAUCGUCUGCCAUAGAUCUCUGCGUUACCAGCAUGUGACCAGCAUGCAAGAGUUCACCCUGAACUACAGUUUGGAAUAAUUGUAAUAAAAACUAACCACAAAACUGGCAGCUACCCAUUACUAAGAGACAGUAGGUGAUUGGGUUAUCCUUUAGUCAACCAGUACUUUGGUACCACUGGCUACGAGAUACGGUAACAUAGCUUUUUUUUCUAGAAGUUUUCUUAACAAGACAAGUGUAAAGGUAAAACAAAACAACACAGUGGAAUUUUGCAGAACGCUAAAAACGUUUGUUCUAAAAGCUGCUGCACUGGGCUAUUCAGAGCAUACAUACAAGUUUUCAUAUUACUUUAAUAUGUUCAAAUUCAAAUUCCGUCAUAYUGCAGCAACAAACUUCAGAGCGUAAUAUUUGGAUUUUAUGUGACAAAGCAACAUAAAGGUCAGAGUUAUAUAAAAAGAAACUUAAACCUAAAAGUAAAUUGAACCCAAAAAAGUGCAUUUGUGUACAACCCAUUACUCUCAUAACCCACAAUAAAGUCUACAGCAGCAAAACUUCAGAAAUCACAUAAGUAAUAAAUUAGACUUAAAAUGCAUGUAAUUUAAUCUCAGUAGAAAUAAACAGUUCCGAGGCAAAACGGCU
Molecule: messenger RNA, 2843 nt
Organism: Poecilia reticulata (guppy)
Lineage: Eukaryota; Metazoa; Chordata; Actinopteri; Cyprinodontiformes; Poeciliidae
Source: RefSeq, a predicted model, not a curated record